Danio aesculapii is the source of this 2331-nucleotide messenger RNA. It is a transcript of the gene ccdc43, whose product is annotated as coiled-coil domain containing 43. The transcript has 5 exons. The coding region runs from base 15 to 656 and encodes 213 amino acids. The record is from RefSeq and is a predicted model, not a curated record. Lineage: Eukaryota; Metazoa; Chordata; Actinopteri; Cypriniformes; Danionidae.
CCCAGCCAGGGAAGAUGGCGGCGCCCGAACAAAUCGCCGGGGAGUUUGAAAACUGGCUCAAUGAGCGGCUGGACUCGCUUGAAGUAGACCGAGAAGUUUACGGAGCUUAUAUACUCGGGGUGCUUCAGGAGGAGGAAAGCGAUGAAGAGCAAAAGGACGCUCUUCAAGGCAUUCUGUCCGCUUUUCUGGAAGAAGAGACGCUUGAGGAGGUUUGCCAGGAGAUCUUGAAACAGUGGACUGAGUGCUGUAGCAGAUCUGCAGCAAAGAACAAUCAGGCGGAUGCUGAAGUUCAGGCCAUUGCUAAUCUGAUAGAGAAGCAGGCACAGAUUGUGGUCAAACAGAAGCAGGUGUCAGAAGAUGCCAAGAAGAGAAAAGAGGCUGUUCUUGCCCAAUAUGCCAAUGUCACAGAUGACGAAGAUGAAGCUGAAGAGGAGGAGCAAGUCACAGUGGCGAUACCCAGUGACAAAUCCCUGUUCAAAAACACCAAUGUGGAGGAUGUUUUCAACCGCCGCAAACUGCAGCGUGACCAGGCCAGGGAAGACGCACAGAAGAAGAAAGAGCAGGACAAGAUGCAACGUGAAAAAGACAAACUGUCCAAGCAGGAGCGCAAGGACAAAGAGAAGAAACGCACACAGAAGGGAGAGCGCAAGAGAUAGAAUAUAAAUGCACAGGAAAACUGCAGGAAAACUUUUGUAGACUUUACAAAACCAAGGUUAUUUUACCUAGAGAAGAAAACUAUGAUGAGACCUCAAGCAAACGGUGUCCCAACUAAUAAUGUCACAACGUAUGCAUCCAUAUUCUGUUUUGGGUCUGAUAUUGUUUGAUAAUAUAGGGCUUAACAAGCUAUUUUAUCAGCUUGAACAAAGGCCUAUAACAAACCAGCAAACAGAGCAAGAAUUUUGCCAUAACCCCAUUCAUUUUUUACAGGUGCUAUGCUAAUUGCUUUGGUUAUUUACUCGUCCUCAUGUUCUAAACUCCUAAGAUUUAAUAAAACCUGAGAGAUUACUGUCCCUACAAUGAAAGUCUACUCAACCAAAACUCUGACAUUUUAUAAAGUUUGUAAUGAAAUAAAAAAAAUGAAGCAAACCAUUUCAUUCAAGUCUUCAGGGGAGACACAAUCACGUACUAUAAAAGAUUCAAUUAACAGAUUUGAUUUAGGCCUUUAUUCACAUACAUAUUAACCAGUGAACACAAUAGAUGCUCAAUCGCACCUGAUUAACACACAAGAACAAACCUCAUGUUUGCUAAUCAGUGGUUUUAAAUGAAUAAAAGCUUUGAUUUAAGUCUGUAAAUCAUAUGAAGUGAAGUGACUGCAUCUAAUACAGAUUUAAUAUUUCAGCUCAUUUUAAAGAAUCAGCAUUUUGGUUGAACAGACUUUGGUUGAACAGAAAGGAAAAAAUCCAUUUUUUUUUUUUUUACAAAAAAAAUCCUCAUUUGCAUUCUAAGUAUUAACAAUUUGUUACAUAUUGUAGACGAGUAUGUUGUUUUCAUUUUUUGAGAAACUAACCCUUUAACCCUAACAAAAGUCCAUCAGAAACAUGUUCAAGUCACAUUUCAACCCAAACAUCUAAAAUAAUAUUUAGUUUAAUGACAAUUUUACCCUAAAUCUCACUACUGCAGUGUUUUGCAUACAUUUUUAAAUUAAUAUUGCCAAAGUGUAAGGCGUAAAGAUGUGACUUGUACAUGUUUUCUGUAAGAUUCACUUAAACAUUUACCAGCAGAUAAUCAACACAAUAUUGUCUAAAAUGUCAUUCUUAUUGCCCUAAGGGUUUUUCAAAUAGUCGGUGAACAUGUUUCUCUCUUUCUCUCUCCAUUUAAUACAUGACCACUCAAGAUACAAAACUAUUUAUUGAGCUCACAAGCUUUUUCACAAUAACACGAAACCAAUAGAAGCCUUCUUGUUGUGUAGCAAUAUAUGGAGAGGGCUAAGAGACGACCCAAAGACAUAAUCACAACUACUAAUCACUGGUAAAUGGGGACAUAUGUAGUUGUUUCUUUGUUUGAAGUUUAUUUUGGUGUCAACAAACAGCUCUUGUUAGACAUUUCUGUAUUUUUGUUUUAGGGCAGUGAACUUCUAAAAGGGUAUGUUUGUGUGCAUAUAUAUGAAUUGACAACUGUUUGUUUGAAGCUGCUACAUUUUGUGCCAAUACCUUGUAGACUGCCUUCACAUACUACAAUGGGCUGCACUGUAGGCAAAGCGAUAUCUCUCAAACAUGUCUAGUAGCUUAUAAGGAUCAAGUGGUUUUAGAUUUCUACUAUCAGAGCAACGAUAUUUAACAUUUUGUAAGCUAAGACAUCCCAACAUAGGUACAAUAAAUUGAGCUGUGUAAA